AUCACUGCAAGUUUUUAUAGUGCUUUAAAAUGUGUUCCUCAAUCCAUAUGUCGUUGCAGCGGUGUUUUUACGACAGGUGACGCCACACGGGAAGACAUAGACCUUGGCAUGAAGCUAGGUUGCGGGUACCCGAUGGGUCCUCUAGAACUGGCUGACUAUACCGGCUUGGACACAAAGAAGGCUAUACUAACUGUCAUGGCGGAGGCGACAGGAGAUCCAGUGUUUAGACCGAUACCAUUGUUGGACAGACUGGUGGAAGAGGGGAAGUUUGGUAGGAAAAGUGGGGAGGGGAUUUAUAAAUAUGAUAAAUAGAGUGUCUAAGCUAUUUGUGUCGCUUAACUUUAAACUUGGGUAAAUCCAUUCUGCUUUAUGGUUGAAUAUAAUUAUAAAACAUGUAAUAUGAUCUGAAAGAUAAUCAACCUUAUAUUGAAAUUAAGCGAUACAUUUUUGCAGUGUAUUUAACAGAAUCAGUCGUCAUAAAAUUAUUUUUUCUAGUUGUAUAAGGUACAGCGGGGCAAAUCUACUUGGGGCAAAUGUAACUGGUCCAUUUUUUCCAUGAUUUACAAUGUUUGCAUUAUUAAAUAGAGUGUCCGCCGGUUAUACAUGGUAGGCGUGUUCAGUGGAUACAUGUAGAACUCAACAUCAUAGUGUAAUAAUGGAAAAAAUGGAUUACAAUUGCCCCCAGUCGAGAUUUUCCCCGAUGUACCUUACUUAUUGUCUUGCUUUGUUGCUUUAUUGUGUCUUUUUUCUAUCUGUUACUAUUAGCUAUUAGUAAUCUCGAAUUGUUAUUUUAAUAUUGUGAACAAAAUAAAUGCU
Messenger RNA from Leguminivora glycinivorella, 816 nucleotides. RefSeq names its product hydroxyacyl-coenzyme A dehydrogenase, mitochondrial-like. Gene Ontology annotation, cellular component: mitochondrion. Gene Ontology annotation, biological process: fatty acid beta-oxidation. The annotation marks the transcript as partial. The transcript is spliced from 2 exons. The record is from RefSeq and is a predicted model, not a curated record. Gene Ontology annotation, molecular function: (3S)-3-hydroxyacyl-CoA dehydrogenase (NAD+) activity. Lineage: Eukaryota; Metazoa; Arthropoda; Insecta; Lepidoptera; Tortricidae.